AAUAAUAUAAUCUUACAACAUAGUUUAGUCAACAACCUGGAAAAUGUUGAAAAAACUUAGACGCAAGGUUAGCACAGCCCUUACAGGUGGCCUUAAAAGAGGGUCCAAACCCUAUAAAACCCCAACCUUCAAAAUCAAAACCCCAUCACCACCACCACUAGAAUCACCUUCACCACCACCAUUGGCACUUCCAUCGCCUUCAUCACCAAGAUCAACAAUGCAUCAUCACACCAGAAAGCACUCUCCUUUUCAGUUCCCACAGGUUCAUUCCACUGUCCUCCCUGACCCCUCCAACUUCUUCUCCCCAAACCUUCUCUCAAAUCCACUCCCCACAAACUCUUUCUUCCAAAACUUUGCCCUAAAAAAUGGUGAUCAACCUGAGUACAUUCACCCUUACCUCAUCAAAUCCUCAAAUUACUCUCUUUCCAGAUCAUACCCAUCUCGCUUCUUCAACUCCUCCUUCACCUACCAAGUCUUCAACCCUGAUCUCACCAUCUCUUCCUCCCAAAAAUCCCACCCUUCCUCCCAAAAAUCCCACCUUUCCCAUUGGAACCACACCAUCUCUUCCCACAGUGAUCUCAGUGUCACCUUGGACAUCCCUUCUUCCAAUUUGAGGUUUUUCCUUGUGAGAGGAAGCCCCUUUUUGACCCUUUCUGUGACUCAUCCAACCCCUCUUUCCAUCAGCACCAUCCAUGCCAUUCUCUCUUUUUCCUCCAGUGAUUCCCUCACCAAACACACUUUUAGCCUCAACAAUGGCCAGACUUGGCUUUUGUAUGCUUCUUCACCGAUUAGGCUCAGUCAUGGGCUCUCUGAGAUCACUUCUGAUGCCUUUUCUGGCAUAAUUAGGAUUGCCUUGUUGCCUGAUUCUGAUUGGAGGCAUGAGGCUGUGCUUGACAGGUUCAGUUCUUGUUACCCUGUGAGUGGUGAGGCUGUGUUUGGAGGGCCAUUUAGUGUGGAGUAUAAGUGGGAGAAGAGAGGGUGGGGUGAUUUGUUGAUGUUGGCACACCCUCUCCAUCUUCAGCUUUUGGGUGAUAGUGGUUGUGGAGAUGUUAAUGUUUUGAGUGAUUUUAAGUAUGGGAGCAUUGAUGGGGAGCUUGUUGGUGUUGUUGGGGACUCAUGGCUUUUGAAAACUGAUCCAGUUUCUGUGACUUGGCAUUCUAUUAGAGGCGUGAGGGAAGAAUCUCGGGACGAGGUUGUUUCGGCGCUUGUGAACGAUGUUGAGGGUUUGAAUUCGUCGGCAAUAGCGACGAAUUCGUCGUAUUUUUAUGGGAAAUUGAUUGCAAGGGCUGCAAGGUUGGCUUUGAUAGCCGAGGAGGUGUGUUUUCUUGAUGUGAUUCCUAAGAUUAGGAGGUAUUUGAAGGAAACCAUUGAGCCGUGGCUGGAAGGAACUUUUAAUGGAAAUGGAUUUCUCUAUGAUAGGAAAUGGGGUGGCAUUGUUACCAAACAAGGGUCUACUGAUGCCGGUGCUGAUUUUGGUUUUGGAGUUUAUAAUGAUCACCAUUAUCAUUUGGGGUACUUUCUUUAUGGGAUCGCAGUGCUUGCUAAGAUUGAUCCGGUGUGGGGUAGGAAGUAUAAGCCUCAAGCCUAUUCUCUCAUGGCAGAUUUUAUGACCUUGAGCAGGAGAUCAAACUCAAAUUACACAAGACUGAGGUGUUUUGACCUUUAUAAGUUGCACUCAUGGGCCGGAGGGUUAACCGAGUUUGCUGAUGGAAGAAAUCAGGAGAGUACUAGUGAAGCUGUUAAUGCAUAUUAUUCUGCUGCCUUGAUGGGUCUGGCGUACGGUGACACACAUCUUGUUGCCGUUGGAUCAACACUCACAGCAUUGGAAAUUCAUGCAGCUCAAAUGUGGUGGCAUGUGAAAGAGGGAGAUAAUCAGUAUGGUGAAGAUUUUGGAAGGGAGAACAAGGUAGUUGGUGUUCUUUGGGCUAACAAGAGGGAUAGCGGACUGUGGUUUGCGCCUCCUGAGUGGAAAGAAUGUAGGCUUGGCAUUCAACUAUUACCCUUACUGCCUAUUUCUGAAGUCUUGUUCUCUAAUGUUGAUUUUGUGAAGGAGCUUGUGGAGUGGACUUUGCCUGCAUUGAAUAGGGAAGGUGUUGGAGAAGGAUGGAAGGGAUUUGUCUAUGCACUGCAGGGGAUUUAUGAUAAUGAGGGUGCAUUGCAGAAGAUAAGAAGCUUAAAUGGUUUUGAUGAUGGAAACACAUUGACUAAUCUCUUGUGGUGGAUUCACAGCAGAGGUGAUGAAGAGGAAUUUGGACAUGGAAAACACUGCUGGUUUGGUCAUUACUGCCACUAGGUAUUGUUAUUGAUUUCAUACGUUUAAAAGGAAAAUAAGUUAUAAUAGUUUCUUACAUUGUACAUAAUCAUAAAUAAAUUUCUGUAUACAGCUGAUACCUUUUCCUUACAGUUUCUAUUAUAUAAAAUCUGUGUGUUGUGGACUUAUGCA
This is a messenger RNA of Cajanus cajan (pigeon pea), 2443 nucleotides long. Lineage: Eukaryota; Viridiplantae; Streptophyta; Magnoliopsida; Fabales; Fabaceae. The record is from RefSeq and is a predicted model, not a curated record.